UCUACAUAAUUUAUUUUAUAUUACUACUAAUCUACUAGUUUAGUAGCUAGAAUAACUAGAUAUUACUAGAUCAUUAGAUUUAGAUCUAAUCUAUAUUAGUAUAUUAUAUACGUCCGAUAUAGAGAGUCUAAUCUAUUCUAUAUAUAAUCUAUAUUCAUAAUAUUGAAGUAGUGUAGAGUCUAUAUUGUAGUACUAGUAAGGACAUUGUAGUAUAGAUCUAUAUAGUGUAUAAUAAAUUCUAGUUACUAGAGAUCUAGAUAUCUAUAUUCAGGUGCGGACUGGCUAUAUAAUAUAGGCUAACGGGCUAAUGCUCGGUGGGCUGGUACCAAAUGGGCCGGUCUGGUCGCGAUUAAAGAAAAAAAUAAUUUUCUAAUGCAGACAACUUUUAAAAAAAGUGACAGCAGCGAAACACAGAUGCCCGAACACGUUUUCUUUUUAUUUAUUUAUUAUACUUAAUUUUGUUUGAAAUUCAACAAGAACAUCAAAAAAUGUACACUAUACACUGUAGUCUGUAUGUUAGACCGUACUUUUUGCUAUGCACGAGCUGUAUGAACUUCAACACUGCUUUGAUGUCUUCAAGGUUGUAUUUGGCCUGAUCAUUUUGUUGGUCGGCAUGGACAUUUGAUCGCACUCCCUUUUGUUUUCACGCCUUCCCUCCAUCGUGUUUUGAUGGUUCCAUUGUCAGUUAGCAAAAAAGAGGGAUGAGAGAGGUUAAGUUAGAAAACAUACAUAUAGAACUAGAAUGAGAAGGGUGACACACUUGCCAGGAGUGGGAGAACAAACUCACAAUUAAACAUUGCACUCUAUCCAGAAGAAAUGAAGAAACUAAUAGUAAAUAAAAUAAAUGAGAAAUGGACAAGCUCUCAUCCAAAUCACAAGAAAGAUAAUGCCUAUUAUAAGCUAUCCCUAAAAGAUCAACGUCUAAUCUUACUACCCAAGACUGGACACAACAGAAUGAGACAUGUACUUAAAAACCGUUCUCUUUACCGUGAGGCCCGUACAAGACACUGCCCCAAAACACAUGAAUUGCAUAGGACGUAACUAUCUUAUGUUUUUAAGAAACGUCUGUAAUCUAUUAGUAAUACCAAAAAGUUUCAAACUCAUUAAGGCUGCUAUUAUAUUGUUUAUAGUUUUCAGACUACAUACAUGUAUAAAUAAAAUACAUUAUUUAAUCUUACUCAAGCAUACAUCCAGUUUUUGAUGCGUUAUCAAACUGUAUACAUUUUGAAGAGAGUCUUAGCCUACACCUAUAAUAUGACACAUUGGCUUGGCCUGGAGGAGGGGGGUUCAAAUCAUUAUUUGCCUCAGACCUCAUUGUCUGAAAAGCCAGUGCAGCCAACCUAAGCAAACUACAGUCACCAAAUUUCCUAAGCGUUGCCAAAAAGAGGUUUUGUGGUUAUCCUCCCCCUCCAAUACAAAAACUAAAGCAAAACUAUAGUUAUCACUUUCUACCAGUCGCUGGACUCCAUUAAUUAAGUGCAGUGAAUAGCAGAUUUGGUUUAUGAAUUUUUUAGCGGAAGAGCAGCAAGCUAAUUGCACUGAUGAUACAUCAGAAUGCAUUUUUUAAAGCUUAAAAUAACGGAAAUAAUGCUUUGCUCGGACCCAGCUGAAAGAGCUCACAGCGCUCUCCCCAGACUCCGUAGCUGUCCUUGGUUGUGUGUACAGUCUUUCCACUAAUUAAAAGAAGAACCUAUUCUAGGCUAAAAAAAACGCCUGAAAGGUCAGAAUGUAUUGAAGAUUAAUUACAUACAUAUACUGCAGAGGGGGGUAGAAAAAAAAUCACCCCACACCUAAAAACUCCUGGCUACUCCCAUGAUAUGACAUGCCAUUCAUUUGUGGGCCAAUUUAUAUGGUAAUGCCCGGGCCGAUUUUGAUACCCAGUCUGCCCCUGUCUAUAUUAUACUACUUUAUUUUUACUUUGUACUUUAUAGAGUCUAGAUCAGGCAUGUAAAACUCAUUAAGGUGUAUGGGCCGCAUAAAAAACUUACUAUGGCCUGAGGGGCAGCAGCCAAAAAUCAAUUGCAAAACAGCUUACUUGUUUUAUGUAAAUUAGAAACAAUACAAUAGAAUACAAUAAUUAAUGGCAUACCUGUCCCUUAGCUAAAUUUGUAGUAUAAUUUGGUAGUUAAAAAUUACUAUGAUUGCGCAUUUUUUUCUUUGUCCUGAUGCUUGACAUCUUUCUGGGAUACAAGUUUAUUAAUAUCAGGUGAAAGUGAAGUUUGUUUGCCACUGACACUAUCAUCACUGACGACAAAUUUUGGUCAGAUAAUCUCGAGCUGAUUUGUAGAACUGCUCACAGAGAUCAGCGCUUGCAAAAAUAGUUAGAAUUCUGGCUGCAAAUUUCCGCAAUUGAACGUAUCGGUUAGGUAAAUAACUAAAUUUUGGUGCAGCCACUUCUUUUUAUACUUCACUUUCAAUGAAGAAUCUAACUGCUAUUCUAUCAGCUCUAGUUGCACAUUACCAGCAGCAUUUUCAGAAGCAAAUGAAAAUGGAGAUAAAAACAACGAAAAUUCUUGCUCGUAUGAAACGAUGUCAUGAAAACGGCCAGUACUAGCGAUUCCAGGUGUGAAUGUCAACAGAUUUAUGUAAUUAAUAAUGCAUAGUCAUAUUAAUUAUAUGAUCAUGGAAAGUGCAUUAAGUAUAAUGCUGUUCUAUACUAUUACAUGUAGUAUUAUAUACUGUACUACUACAAGUAGUAGUAGUAGUAGUACUUAUUUUGAAAUAGAAUCUGGAAAAAAGGCAAAGACAAAGGCAUUCAAUAAAGAAGAUGACAGUUUAACCAAAUGUAAAGCCCAAAUACCAAAAUCUUUGAUGUUUAACUAUUAUUACCACUACCAGGAAAUCAAUUCUGAUAUCAGCCUUAGUGAUAUAAAAUAUAGUGAAGUUGAGCCAACUCAAAGACAUGAAACCUUAAUGUUUAGUGAUGAUAUAAGUAAAAAUUGUGAAACCUGUAAAAAAGAUGCACUGUCCAAUGUGCCAAUUGACAGUUUAUAUACACGUAGCAUAGAAGGAAUUGAAGAAAUGUUGGGUCAAGUUGAACAUUCAGGCUCUAAAGUCCUAGAAAGACUAAGUGGUGUUAUGACUCAUAUGGUGCAUUCCAAAGAUCAGAUGUUGAAACGCCUUGAUAAAGUCAUGGACAGGGUUUCAGAGUCUGUGCUUGAGUCCAAAGACAGAGUUAUUAAAGGACUUGAUUCUGUAAUGGAUAAGAUGUCAGAGUCUAAGAGCAUGAUGAUGGAAGAAAUAGAUUAUGUCCUUGAUAAUUUGGCUCAUUCAAAGGUUAUUACAGAUAUAAAGGCCUUGCCUGGAGAAAUAAAAGAAUCAUUCCUUUUGAGUGUGAGAAAUAAAAGCUACAUAGCUGCUGGGGUGCUGGUAGCAACAACAACAGCUGUAUUAAUUGCAGGGGCUCUAUAUUAUGCCUGGUGCCAUCAGGAUACUUGGAAUUACAGCAUUGUUCCUAUUGAAGAGUUACCUCAUUCAAAAAGCAAUGUUAUUACUCAUGUUGGAAUUCAAUUUGCAGAUGGUAGUGCUGUUAGUAAAGGCAUCACUUCUUGUUUUGUCAGUAAAAAUUCAAAUAUAGUAAAUAUGAACAAUAAACAUAUUUAAUCAUAUGUUUUACUGUUUUAUUUACUGGCGCUGAAUUUAAAAUAUGUUUUCAUCACUAUUACACAAUCCAUGAUAAGCAAGUUUGCUGUGAUAUUUCUAUAUUUUUUUUUUACUUCAGUUUUAGUUAAUUUCUUAGAAAAGAAAAAUGAUUAAUUUACAUCUUAAAAGUUAGAAAUAUAGCCUUACUACUUUGCUCUAAUAAAGUCUAAUAUCAAACUUGCUCUUCAUAUCAAAUUGUAGUGGUAUAUCCCUAUAUAUAUAUAUAUAUUUACAUAUAUGUUAUUUCCUCUUAUUACUUGUUUACAGUCUAUAUAUAUUUGAAAGUGUGUAUUAAUUGGACUAUCAAUGCAGUUUGAAUGAAAAGAAGUUAAAAGUUCCUCUUUAAGACAUAUAGGGCAUUUGCCACCAGUGCCAUAGGCCUAUUAUGAAGCGCCAUCAGGAUACUUUGUAUUUUAUUUCCUUGUAAAACUUAAAUAGUUCUUACCUGUUUAUUUUAUUUCCUUGUUAAAUUUAAUUAGUUCUCUGGUUUGUUUAUAUUUUUCUCUAGUGCUCACUACACCACUUUACAUAUCUUUACUGUAAUAUGUUCUGCCUAUUUUGCUGAAAAUAUGAUGUUACUUAUUACUCUUUGACAUUAUCUGUGACAUUUCACGUCUUGAGAAUACAUGUCAUCCCUUUGCAACUUCAAGUGUGACCAAAGGGGCCAAUCCUUGAUACACAGCUGUGGUCGCAGGUUGGGCAUAUGUAAUGACCAGGCCCUCUUGCAUUUUCACCCUUCUUUCUGCUUCUGUAUGUUGUGUAUGACCCUUUAUGCUCUCUCUCCAUGUGGAUCUAUCCAGUGCCACUUUUUCCCAGCUGCUAGUGUCGAUUUUGAAGAGCUUCAUGUCGCGUUAGCAUGCAUCCGUAUACCGUAAAAGUGGGCGACCAGGGGCUCUCCUGCCUUCUAUUAGAUCACCAGACAGAAUGUCUUGUGGAAGUCGACCUACUGGCAUUCUACGAACGUGGCCAAGCCAGCCAAGGCGUCUGCUGCUGAUAACAGAGCGGAUGUCAUGGCACCCUGCUCUUCGUAGCACUUCCUCAUUGGUUAUUUUAUCUUGCCACCUUAUUUUAAAGAUCCGGCUUAGGCACCGGAGAUGGAAGACAUUCAGCUUUUUUCCUGCCAUGAGUAGGUUGACCAUGUUUCACUUCCGUAUAACAAAGUGCUCAUCACACAGGUCCGGUAGACUAAGGCUUUAGUAUUGUUAGUCAGCAAUAUGUUGUCCCACACUCUUUUCUGCAACCGUGACAUGGUGCCCAUUGCUUUGGAUAUCCUGUUGUUAAUGUCUUUAUCCAGUACAGCAUUGUUGGAUAUGAUGGAGCCAAGAUAACAAAAGUGAUCAUCAAUUUCUAUUUAAUGUUUACUUGAGGUGCAGUAUUUGUGAACUAUUUUCUUAGUCUUGCUUUGACUAAUAUUUAAAGCCGAACUUCUGGCAAGCAGCAGAUAGUUUUUCAACCAGGGACUGAAGCUGAAUACCAGAAUAAGCCACAUCAGCUGCAUCAUCUGCAUACAGGAGUUCCCUGAUAAGUAUCUUCCUAACCUUGGUUUUUGCCUGCAGCCUUGAUACAUUAAAUUGUUUUCCAGAGAAUCUUGUAUGGAGAAAUACACCUUAGUUGAUGUCGUUGUACGCUUAAUGCAGUAGACAGAAGAAGAAUAUGCCAGAGUACUUGCGAGCACAUAUCCCUGCUUGACUCAAAAGGUGCUGAUUGGGCUCCAUUGAAUUUGACAGUACAUUUCGUUUCCUCGUGGAAGCAUCCAAAUGAUCUUCAGUAGUUUGGGAGGGCAACCUAUUUUCCUUAGGAGUUUGAAAAGGCCACUUCUGCUGACCGUGUUAAAAGCUUUAGUCAGAUCAACAAAAAAGAUGUAGAGGGGUCUUUCUCUCUCUCUCUCUCUGAAUUUCUCCUGCAGUAGUCGUAGAGAGGAUAUGGUGGAUCUACCACUCCUGAAUCCACACUGAGACUCUGGGUAGACUCUAGAAGCUAUUGCUCGCAGCCUGGAUAGUGCCACUCUAGCAAAGAUUUUGCCAACUAUGCUGAGAAGAGAGAUACCCCUAUAAUUGUUGCAGUCACUCCGAGCCCCUUUGUUCUUAUAUGUCGUGACUGUGAGAUAUGACCUGCUUCCCAGCAGCGGCAGAGGAGAUUAUAGAGUUCAGGUAGCAGGCGUGAUUCGUUGACCAUAACUACUUCCGCUGGGAUGCCAUCACUCCCUGGAAAUUUUCUAUUUUUCAUGCACUUUAUAGCUUUUUUGAGAUCACCAAGGCUCGGAAGCUCAUCUAGGCAUUCCAAUACUGGAAGAUCUUAUAAAGAAGCCAGGGUGACAUCGUCUACUGUAUUCAUUGUGGCAUAGACAUCGAGGUAGUGUUCUGUUCAUCGUUCUAGCUGCUUGUUUGAUCUGUAAUUUUUUCUCCAGAUUUUCAUAAAGGGGGGGGGGGCAGGCAGACACUGUUGGACCCAGGGCCGCUUUAAUGCCAUCAAACAGAGCUUUACGGUUUCCUAAGUAGAGACUUUCUUGAAUUCUGUUGCAGGUACCCUCCAAAAGUUGUUAGCACAUUGUCUAGCCAUUUGUUUUGCCUCUUUAUUAGCAGUUUUGAUGGCUUGCAAAGAUUUAGGACUAGGCUUUGUUUUGUGAGCGAGGUGUGCAGAUCGCUUUUUCUCGAUGCAAGGUUCCAUUCUCUUCAAACCAGUCUACAACUUUGUGCUUUUGAGUCCCAAAGGCAGUAAUUGCUGAACUAUAGAUUACAUCUCUUAAUUUCUCCCAUCUGAUAGAGAUGUCUUCUUCAUCACUUAUUGGGGGGAUUGAACUGUUCAAGAGCUCGCCAAAGAGUGCAGACUUCUCUGGGUCACUUACAUGUUUGACGUUAAUUCGCCUAGUUCUAGGUUGAAUGGAAGUAUAAGCCUUUUUGAGAAGUAGUUUGAUCUUGCUUAGCACUAGUGAAUGGUCUGAGUUGCAGUCCGCACUAUGGUAUGAGCGGGUGUGGAUGACACUUUUCAGUUCCAUCCUUCGAGUGAUACAGAGGUCAAGCUGGUGCCACCUUUUUUAGCGUGAUUGCUGCCAAGAGACUUUGUGGCGUUCCUUGCCAGGGAAGUAUGUAUUUGUCACACAUAGUUCAUGAGAGCUACAGAACUCGAGUAGCCUUUGGCCAUUGUCGUUGAUUUUGCCAACACCAUGAGGUCCCAAGCAUUUUGGCCACGCAUCAUUUUCAGCACCAACUCGGGCAUAAAAGUCUCCAUUUAUAUAGAGGUGCUCGGACUUUAGAAAUGUUAAUUACGUCCUCCAGAGCUUGAAAGAAUCUGUCUUUGUCCUCUUCUGGUGCAGUAAGGGUUGGUGAGUAAUCACAGAUUAUAUUAACUUUGCCUUGCGGUGAUGCAAAUUUCAUGUGUGCUACUCUUUCAUUGCCUAUGGGGAACAUCGCAAUGCAUGGGAAGAGACUGUUUCUUAUUGUGAAGCCGACGCCAUGUAUUCUGGGGCUUUGUUCUGGUUUUCCUUGCCAGUAGAAUGUAUAGUUGCUUUCUGUAAGAGAUCCACUGUCUGCCAGUCUGGUUUCUUGCAGGCAGGCCACAUCAAUGUUUAGUCUGCUGAGUUCUUUGUCGAUGAUAGCUGUUUGACGCAUGUCGUUGACGAGUUCAGGGUCAGUAUGGAAGCCAGGACACAUUGUCCAUAUGUUCCAGCUUGCAAAAUGCAUUAAUGUUGAGGGUUUUCUUUUGAUUGUAUUGGCAGGUGCGGGUGAGUAGCUUGCUUUUUGAUUGUGUCUUAGCACCAAGCACCCAGUGGUGCGGCAAGCUGUGGCGGGAUAGCACUUUAUUGUCCGAGAGCUGCUCGGUCAGGCAGUAGCUAUCCAGUGAGGCUGAAAAGCCUCUCCUACCAUCAAGAUUGGUCCCUGGCGUUCCAACUUACGCUAAUUAGCUAGGAACUUAUCAUCGGUAACUACCACUCUCCUUUUUUUUUUUUUUUUCAGAGGCAUUACUGUCAGAGAUGGAGUGGCCUCUCCAUUGCUGGGGGAAAGCCUGGGCGGUAAAUUUGCGAGUGCUGGGCAAAGGCACUUGUUUCGUAAUAAAACUUUAAAAAAUUAAUUUUUUGGGGGCUAGAAUGUGAAACUAGAUUCCAUUGAGUAAACCAUGAACUUUACUCUAUUUCCGCCAUGUUUCAUAUUGUUUAUAAAAAAGUUCUUUGAAUUGUUUACAAGUGUUGAAAUGUAUUACUGCAAUCCAGUUUCAACUUUUCUUCUGUAUGAUGCAUCAUUUCAGUGCUCUCUUAAAGUUGACAAUCUCUGAAUUUAUGACUUGUGUUGAGUCCCUGUCUCUUCUAUUCCUUAAUUAGUACUACCAUAAUAUUUGGAACAAAAUGUCUGUAAAGUUAUUGCAUUUUUAAAAAACUAUUUUCAAUGUUUAGGUUUUUCAAAAAAAGCGGAGUAGAUACAAGAAAUAUACCUGAAAUGCAAAUAAUAAAAAAAAAAAAUUGUUUGCUUUUUGUAACAUUUAAACUAGUUCUUGAUAUUAGAUAGUUAAUGCAUCUGCGUCAAUUAUUAUUUUUGUUUAUAUUUGUAAUAUUAUAUUUUAGAAUUUAUGAAAAUUAUAUUGUUUGAAAAAAAAAUGCAAUAUAUUUUUUCUAUUUAUAGACCAUUUUAGUUUCAUUUAUGAUAGUACUUUUAAUAUCUUAUUUUCCUAUAAUUCUGUUCAUAGAUAUUCAAAUUUUCAUUUUUGUUUUGACUAAAUUUUCAUUUUAAAUGAAAAAUAUUGUUUGAAUAGACAUAGACAAAUUCUGUUUUUAGCCUUAAUUUUGUUUUUACACCUGUAUAAGUUUUUAUUUUUUAAUAUGAAAAUAUAAUAAAAAUUCUCUUAUGUAUAUUCUGUAUUGAUGUAAUUAAAAAUAUAAAGAACAAAGAAUAUUACUUUUUCUUUUUAAAUUAUCAGGAUUGCUAAUAAUAAUUACCUUAUUCAUAUGUCAAAAACCUAUAAGACCAGUGGUUGGAUGCAAUUAAUAUUUAUUGUUGUUGCUAAAAACAUAUUUUCUUAGUUCAGGUUAUAACAUAAGUUGUGCUCUAUCCAUUUUAAACCAUCCAAAGUAAAAUUGUGUAAUAUACGUCAUAAAAAAAAUUGUUUUAAACGUGUUUUAAAAAACAGCAAACAUUUGAAAACGUUUGCAAGUUUCUUUUAACAUCCUACUUAUAAAUAUGAUUUAAUUUAAUUAAAAAUUACAUUUUAAGUAAACUCCUUUAAAUAUGCAUAUUUUUUAAAUAGCAGUUUAAUUGCCUUAGGUAAAAAAAAUAUAUAAAUAUUUUUGAAAAGCCAUUAGUCUUAUAGUUAGCCAACUAACUAUACAAUUGUACCUCAAAUAUUUCUCAGUAAUGCUCAAUAAUAUGUGUAACAUAUGCUUUAAUGUUACUUAAGUAAUUGAUUACUGCUAUUGAAAAUAUAAACACAAAGAUUGUGUCUAAAUCCAUAGUUUCCUUGCUAUCAGCGAAUUCUUUUCUCACAAACCAAAUCAAAAGUGUGAAAGAAGCAGUGUUUAUAGUCCAAAAAAAAAACAACAAAAAAGCUAAUGAGUGAGUGCCUUUUUCUUUUACAAAAUGCAUUGAGUGUCUUGUCAGACAUGCAUUUUGAUCUAAUAUGCAAUAUUAUUAGGAGAUGAUGAUGUUUGAAAAAACAAAUUUGGAACAAACCUUUACGAUAUUUAUCUGCUUGAGACCCCAUUUCCAUUUUAUAUUUAAAUUUGUAUAUGAUACAGAUUGGUUGUGAUAGUUGUGUGUAAAAUAAUCGCAUAAAAAAUUGACUGUCUUAUUUUGAAUCAAAAUGCUGGCUGAAGUUAUUAUUUCGGAUUUUUAGACGUCUUUGAGUUUGUGUCUAUUACCAUUUGUUCAAAACUUCCAAACUAUGCUUGAAGAACUAGUCCCAGUCAUGUGAAAAUCAAUCAUUUGUUACUAAAAGAAUGUUAAUGUACUAUCUUUUAAUGUCAUCCUAUGUAUUUUAAAUUGUAAACAAACUUUUAAGUAUUUAUUGUACUUUUCUUUUAUAUAUGUUAAGACAGACUGUUAGUACCAGUGUGAUAUAUUGUUACAAAAUAAAAUUUGUUAUAAAACUA
Molecule: messenger RNA, 9718 nt
Organism: Biomphalaria glabrata
Lineage: Eukaryota; Metazoa; Mollusca; Gastropoda; Planorbidae
Exons: 5
Coding region: 2596-3603 (335 amino acids)
Source: RefSeq, a predicted model, not a curated record